Molecule: messenger RNA, 2584 nt
Organism: Lemur catta (Ring-tailed lemur)
Lineage: Eukaryota; Metazoa; Chordata; Mammalia; Primates; Lemuridae
Gene: ECM2
Product: extracellular matrix protein 2
Exons: 10
Coding region: 168-2276 (702 amino acids)
Biological process (GO): extracellular matrix organization; positive regulation of cell-substrate adhesion
Cellular component (GO): extracellular matrix
Molecular function (GO): protein binding; heparin binding; collagen V binding
Source: RefSeq, a predicted model, not a curated record
UUAGAUUUUACUAAGAAGUCAGCUAGCAUUUUUCAACAUUCCCUUCUGUUCUUUGUUUUUAAAGAAAAAGCUCUGAUUUUGUUUCAUUUUCAGCUGGAGACUUAAAUGACACCAAGCAAAGCCUACUUAGUUUAGAUUUCCAGAAAUUGACUUGUGAAAAGUCAAAUAUGAAGUUUGCAGCUUUGUUUUGUUUUGUUCUGCUUAUCAUUUUUCAAAUUGACUUUGGGCAAAAUGAAGAAGCUCCUAGGAAGCAAAGGAGGAAGAUAUAUCACAGAAGAUUGAGGAAAAGUUCAACCUCAUCCAAGCAUAGAUCAAACAGACAGCUUGGAAUUCCCCAAACAAUUGUGACACCAGUAGCAAGAGUUCCCAUUGUUAACUUUGAUUAUGGAGUGGAGGAAAAGUUUGAAUCUUUUUUAAAUUUUCUUGGAGAAGAAUCAAGCUAUAAUGUGUUACCAGGAAAGAAGGGACACUGCUUGGUAAAGGGCAUAACCAUGUACAACAAAGCUGUAUGGUCUCCUGACCCCUGCACUACCUGCCUCUGCUCAGAUGGAAGAGUGCUUUGUGAUGAAACCAUGUGCCAACCCCAGACAUGCCUGCAAACAGUCAUACCAGAAGGGGAAUGCUGCCCAGUCUGCUCUGACACUGUCUCCUAUUCUCUACUCAGUGGUAUAACAUUAAAUGACAGAACUGAAUUUUCUGGUGAUUCUUCAGAACAAAGAGAACCUACGAAUUUACUUCAUAAGCAGCUGCCACCUCCUCAGGUGGAAAUGGACCAAGUAUUAAGAAAAGAAGCACUUCAAUCUGAGGAGGAUAAAGAAGAAAUUAAAGAAGAUACAGAGCAAAAGAAAGAUUCCCCUGGACCUAGAGAUCAGGGGAAACUUCACAAUGAGGGGGAUAGCCAAGGAGGAAAGAGAAGGCAGAGGCCUGGAGAGGAGGAGAGGCUGGUGUAUCAACGACGACACAAAGGAAGGGAAGAGGAAGAGGAGGAUGAGGAGGAAGAGGAGGAAGAGGAGGAAGACGAGGAGGAAGGAGAGGAGGAGGAGGAGGACCCUGUAAGAGGAGAUGUGUUUCGAGUGCCCUCUCCAUUCCCAGUUCCUGUUCCCCCCAGGUGCACACUUCGCCUGCCAAGUGGUUGCUCUCUGUCCUACAGGACCAUCAGCUGCAUCAAUGCCGUCCUCACCCAGAUACCACCGCUGACAGCUCCAGAGAUAACAAGUCUGGAGCUCAUUGGAAAUUCCAUCGCCUCCAUCCCGGAUGAAGCAUUUAAUGGACUUCCGAAUUUGGAAAGGCUUGAUCUGAGCAAAAAUAAUAUCACUUCUUCAGGCAUAGGUCCAAAAGCAUUCAAGCUUCUGAAGAAGUUAACGCGUCUGAAUAUGGAUGGAAAUAAUUUGACACAGAUUCCAUCAGGAUUACCAUCUAUGUUAGAAGAACUUAAAAUCAAUGAUAACAAUCUUCAGGCUAUGGAUGAAGAAAGUUUAUCAGACUUAAAUCAAUUGGUCACCUUAGAAUUGGAAGGAAACAAUCUCAGUGAAGUCAAUGUCAAUCCUUUAGCUUUCAAACCUUUGAAGAACCUAUCCUACUUGCGUCUGGGAAAAAAUAAAUUUAGAAUUAUACCACAGGGUCUUCCUGCUUCUAUUGAGGAAUUAUACCUAGAAAAUAACCAAAUUGAAGAAAUAACUGAAAUCUGUUUCAAUCAUACCAGAAAGAUCAAUGUCAUUGUACUACGUUAUAAUAAAAUUGAAGAAAACAGGAUUGCUCCUUUAGCCUGGAUAAAUCAAGAAAAUCUAGAAUCCAUCGACCUCUCCUACAAUAAGCUGUAUCAUGUCCCCUCCUAUCUACCCAAGUCCUUGCUGCAUCUCGUGCUCAUCGGGAACCAGAUUGAUCGGAUCCCUGGCUAUGUGUUUGGCCAUAUGAAGCCAGGCCUGGAAUACCUGUACCUAUCAUUUAACAAACUCGCUGAUGAUGGUGUUGACUGUGUCUCAUUCUACGGGGCAUAUCAUUCUCUGAGAGAAUUAUUUCUGGAUCACAAUGACUUAAAAUCUAUACCACCUGGAAUACAAGAAAUGAAAGCACUACAUUUUCUGAGGCUGAACAACAACAAGAUACGGAAUAUUCUUCCAGAACAAAUUUGCAAUGCUGAAGAGGAUGGUGAGUCAACUUUGGAACAUCUUCAUCUUGAAAACAAUUAUAUUAAAACUAGAGAAAUAUCAUCCUACGCAUUUUCAUGCAUAAGAUCAUAUUCAAGUAUUGUUCUCAAACCACAAAACAUCAAGUAAUUCCAAGUUUUCCUUUGUCAUUUAUAAAUUUUAGUCAUAUAUUUGUAGUAGUUACAUUUGUCAUUAAUAAGAGAAACAUAAUCCUCACGUCAUACUCAGUAUCAUUACACUAGUCAACUUGAUUAACCAAUCUACAGAACAACCAAAAAUAUACCUGCAAAGUGUAGUCUUCUAGGAUUUUUAGUAAAGGUAAAAAACACUCAGUUUCCCACCUCUAGAAAGAAGCCAUCUCAUUAGAAUAGGAUGUUAUGCAUGCUGAGCUAGACCAGCAGAAUCUGGAGCAAAAUAAACAUGUCCUUUACAAUCAA